GCCUCUUCAGCGCACCUCCACUUGCUUUCCUUGAUUCAGUACCAUUGAAAGAUUGCAGCGCCGCUAUUCCUAGGCUUCUUGCUGUUCUUGAUCUCGGAAUUUUUAAAAUAAAAUCUAUCUUUCCGACAUACCACUCAAUUUACCUUCGAAAUUAUGGAAUUGACUCGGCGGGGACGAUACGGGCUUACGCCUCUCCUCUUUUUCAGCAAUAUGCUGAUCUGGAUCUCUGCCGUUAUUGUGAUGGGAAUCCUUUCGUAUUUCAUUUCAGUCAACAACAACCAAGGCAGUCACAUCAUCUAUGAGGAAGUUAUUUCCGUGCUUACAGUUGUAUUCUUCCUUCUUGCGUUUUUCAUCGGCGCCUACCCAGAUCACCUGUUAAUUUUCAACCUCGUUUUUUCAUAUCUUUGGAUCGUGGCCGUUGCUUUCACCGCCGACGAUUUCACACACUCGAAUAGUGCGCUGGCGGAAACCGUGGAGGCAUUUAGCUUCAUUGCAUUCUUCUGCUUGUUAUUCAACGUCAUUCACGAAUGGCAUAUUGGCUACGGUGAUGUCCGUUCUACCUCGAGAGUUUGAUGUUGCAAAUUAUAGCCAACCCUAUAAUAUCUUCGAUGGUGUAUUCAGGAGUGUCAGAUUGUUCAGCG
Molecule: messenger RNA, 641 nt
Organism: Hyaloscypha bicolor E
Lineage: Eukaryota; Fungi; Ascomycota; Leotiomycetes; Helotiales; Hyaloscyphaceae
Exons: 3
Coding region: 154-573 (139 amino acids)
Source: RefSeq, a predicted model, not a curated record